AACAGAAGUCUGUAGUAGUGUUGCGAGUGGCGCACAGACGCUCUUCUCACACAGCUGCCCAAUCGGCUUCCUCGAUUCGUGACAGCAGGCCAAUCGCAGAGCCCGCGUCAGACUGAAAACUAUUCAACAUGGAGACAACAGUUGAAAAGCUUGAAGCGAUGUUCCUCAAGUCAGAGGCAGACCUGGAAUACAUCGAGAAGCGGCUAAAGCUGGACUUCAUCAACAAUGCUGCAGAGAAUAGAUGUCCCACCGAGGUGGAGAACCCGGCGGUGAUGCUGGAGAACCUGAGGGCCAUCAAGGCCAAACACACAGCGUUGUGCUCUCAGGUGAAGGAGAUCGCCGCUGCACAGAAAGAGUCUAUGGAUUCCAUCACAAACAACCUCAGCAGUGUCAUGGACCUGAUCCAACACUUCCAACAGACUACUGAUGUGGAGGUUCAGCCACUGACAGAGUCAGUGCAGGAGUCAGCAGAGCUCUUGGGUUCCACUGUCCGUGAGACCACGACUGAGGUGCUUCCUGCUGCAGCAGCUUCGGGCCAACAGCAAACACUGAGCUGUGAGUAUGAGGAGCUGAGCGAAGCGAUGCUGGAGGCGGUCCCUCUCAGUAUACUCUCCAAAAUCAAGCUGGAUGACCUCAACGUGUUCUACAAGCAGCUGCAGCAGCACUUCAGCAGGAACAGCAGUGGCUCCCUCAGCAUACAGAAGAUGAAGCAGCUGAAGAUGAAAGUGAGCGAAGCCAAGCUGAAGGUCCUGCAGCACCUCUCUUUAGUGGAGCUGGACAAGAAAGGCCACGUUCGUCUUGUGAUGUGAGGUGGUGGAUUAACACCUGGACACUGUUGAUAGGGUGCGUGGUGUCACUGGAUUUGGUGCUCCUCAUCAGUGAUUAACCUCUGUAACCCCCCCCCCCCUUGUGUUAGUGAGCCAUUCUUCAGCCCCAUUUACAGUGAGCAGGUUUUUUAGGGUGAGUCAUCCAGAAACAUGCAUGAAUACAGCAAAACACGUUUAAGGAGAAAUGUUCCCUUUGCUGAAAUGCAGCAUUUAUUUUAUUCACUCACAGGGCAAUGUUCUGCUGCUUUUGCUUUUGAUACUGUUCAGCAAAAAGAUGUCCCACGCAGCUACGUGCUGAUAUAAAGAAUAUAAAGAGUAGCUUCACAGUGGUCUAACCAGCUCCUCCCUCUGGUUGAAAGUUUCAUUCUUGUUUCAGCUCUGACAGCACACAACUCCGGUUCCUGGAGUACACCUGUACAUCCCUGCAGCAAGAAGUCCAAAGAUUUUCAGGGGUCUUAAGUUAAUCUUUAACUAGUUGCGUGAUCAGACUGGACUGACGUCAGGGACUGCGGAUCUGACUCGUCAUACUCUCCGUCAUGUGGGUCUUAUGUGUACAUACUUACAAAACAUUUGACAGCUCAUUUUUCUUACAUGUGAAAGGGCCGUUAGAAAAUGUGCACCCUUAGUGUUGUGUAUGUAGGGCUGGGUACUGAACUGUCAAAAACUCGGUUACGUCAAACAUCUGCUCAGAUAAAAAUGAAGUCUGUUUGGCUUAUUGUUUAAUCAGAUAUUUCCUGAGGAAUUUAAAAACACGUUUAUAGUAGCAGUACUGAUACACGUCACACUGCAGGCCUAGCUGGAUGUUCUAUGAAUUGACCUUUUCUCCCACAGCUGACACAUUGAGUAACUCUACAGCGAAGUGAAAUGAUUUGAGUUGUAAUAAAGGUCUUUAUAUACAUCUGCAUAUGAGUCAUGCUGACAUUCCUGUACUAUAUAGAACUCUGAAUCAAAGGAAACCAAGAUGAAACCCAAAUGAGCAAUACUAGUGUCAAUUAUGGGCACUGGCUGACAGUCAGAUUCACCUUCACAUCUGUGGACAAUUCAGAGUUGUUGACGUGAGAAGAAACGUGUAAGGUUAGGUGGCAUUUAACAUCCUUGCUUGGACUGCUCUUCCUCUGAGGAGAGGGGAGGCUCUAAAAUGGAACCUUAUGGGCUGUCAGAGGAAACACAAGUGGAAUGAUCAGAUUGUUGUAUAUAAUUUUUAUUUGCACAUCUCCAAACAACACAAUGUAUAAUAAACCCGUUUGCAGAAA
Micropterus dolomieu (smallmouth bass) is the source of this 2080-nucleotide messenger RNA. It is a transcript of the gene ska2, whose product is annotated as spindle and kinetochore associated complex subunit 2. NCBI's taxonomy places the organism in Eukaryota, Metazoa, Chordata, Actinopteri, Centrarchiformes, Centrarchidae. The transcript has 7 exons. Gene Ontology annotation, molecular function: microtubule binding. The record is from RefSeq and is a predicted model, not a curated record. Gene Ontology annotation, biological process: mitotic cell cycle; chromosome segregation; cell division. Bases 129 to 809 code for a protein of 226 amino acids. Gene Ontology annotation, cellular component: spindle microtubule; outer kinetochore.